This is a messenger RNA of Mytilinidion resinicola, 1940 nucleotides long. RefSeq lists its product as uncharacterized. The transcript has a single exon. The record is from RefSeq and is a predicted model, not a curated record. NCBI's taxonomy places the organism in Eukaryota, Fungi, Ascomycota, Dothideomycetes, Mytilinidiales, Mytilinidiaceae. Bases 353 to 1744 code for a protein of 463 amino acids.
CCCCUCUCUGCUGCCGGUGAUCGUCGAGUGAGCCGUCAAUGAGUCGCAGAGGGGCACCGGCAAAGGGUCGAUUUGCGGCCCAAGUCUGGUACGGAGCUAAAGGUUUCCAGCAACUGAUGCCCCUCCGUACCAGGAGUGUCCAUCGAGUCAUGGCCGCCGUGGGGUCCUGGGUCUAAUCACCGCGGAGGGGCCGCUGUAGAAGAGAGCUAUCGAGUGCCCCACCGUCCUCUGCUUUCCUGGACUGUAUCGCGACAUCUGGUUUGAUUGUGGCAAGGCUCUUAUUCCCUGCCAGCGAUCCUCUGCCUGCUUUAUUACCCAGGUCAUUCCCCAGCCUGCCGAAAUGGCAUUCAAAAUGGGCCGGAAGUUCGACCCGCAUCAGACGCUGAUAGAGAAGGUUACCUGGGACGUUGCGCGCAACUGCACGGAUAUUGCCUUGGAGUUUGCUCUGCUGGGAUACAUCGACAUCGCCACUUCGCUCUUCAACAUCACCGCGGACUUCAACAGCACCUGCAGAGCCUCCUGGAGUCCCGGGCUGUACUUUGCGUGGGAAGCGACCAACUCAUGGCCAGCUGCCAUCCCGGCUGAGGAACGAACACUGAAGUACCUCGCGAAGCUGGAAAACGAGAGGCUCCUAUGGAAACGAGAUACCCACAAGGAGGAGGGAGGGUUGGAGAAGCUACUCGAGACUGCCCAAGGAUAUGCCAAAGCAGCAGUUUGGGGGAGUGCGACGUUACGGCCUGACGACUACGCAGCGGCCCUGGACCUCGCUAUAUUCCAAGGCCGAAAGGACAAGGCGCAGGAGAUUGUAAAGACGAUUGCGGACAAUUUCCAUAUGAUGUACCGGGAAUUAUCAAAAUCGAGGCUGGCAUGGAGUAUGUUGAAGGAUAAAGUUGUAGCACAAGAACUCGGACUUGAUGACGGGAAGGUCAGGGCCUUUGGAGAGGAGGUACUGAAGACGUUCCAGAAGAGGAUAAAGGACGGCCCAUUACGGCGACCCUACGAGAACAAGUCGAUGAGAGAGCUCGUUCAGCUGUGUAACGAUAACACGCUCAAGAACGCCAUCUGGGAAGAAACCGAUUACGAUCCCGACAACCCUCCUACUACGAUUAUCCGCGAACCCGCCUCCGCUGAGGAAGUCACGGCUCUAGAGAGGAGGCUAGGUUGCAAGUCCGGCCUCCCUGACGACUUCAAAGAGUUUCUGUUGGUGAGCAACGGGCUGGACCAGUGGUGGAACGGUUUCUUUGGCGAGCCAGAGCUCAGCGGCACCGACGCUGUACGCAUCUACGAUGCCCAGGGGCACCAACAGGAAUGGGACGAAGAGGGCAUCGACUUGACCAACAUCCCAGGUCUCCCAUUCAAAACGGUUUGGCCAAAAUUCGAUCACACAGUGCUGAUCAACGCGGGCGACGCGGAGACGGUAUUGGUUUGGAUGAUUGAGCCAGAAGUCAUCGAAGUGGCCCGUAAGCUAUUGUGGGAGACAUACGAAGAGUCGGACGAGGAAACGAAGAAGCAGUUCAUGGAAUGCCUCAAUGCUGCGUAUGGUAGUAAAGAAGGGAGCGACGAGCUGACCUGGCUGAUAAUCUCGUGGUGUCCGCAAGCAGCCAAGAUGCAGACUUUUAGCUGCUUCCGGGAGUUUCUGGAAUAUCUAGCGGGCGAGACGGCGCGGGAGGAUACGAUGGAUGAAGAGGAUGCGCAAGGCAGGCCGCUGUAUAGUCAUGAUGUCUUCGCGUAUGGGCUCCGGUAAUACCUGGAGGAAGCCGGAGUCUGUCGUUCUAUCUCUACAGGGUUUAUAUAAUGCAUGAAACUGGGCGUUUGAUUCGAUACGUAGCCGUCCUUGACACCGUCAACUCCAUCUUCACACUAUACCAUCAUGCCACUGUCCUCAUCUCACAAGCCAACACCCGGCCAGAUAUUGUCGAACUUGUGCGGGAUUGGCUAGG